Molecule: messenger RNA, 1215 nt
Organism: Lathyrus sativus (Indian pea)
Lineage: Eukaryota; Viridiplantae; Streptophyta; Magnoliopsida; Fabales; Fabaceae
Source: the annotation of a GenBank genome assembly
AUGUCUAGCUCAGGGCUUAUCGAACAGCACCAAUUGGAGCUAGACAAUUUGACACUGACCACACGCCCCAUCAAAACACUAAAAUUCUUCUCAUUAGCAAUUGUUCAAUUCUUGAAGAAAACAGCAAGAUAUCUGUUGGCCAAAGGUGGAUGGCUUUUGCUUCUCAGUUUUGUGGUAGGAGCCUUUAGCAUAAUGCUGAUUUCCAUUGAUGGUCCUCAUGAAAAGCAUCUUGAGGAGCUACUUAAAUAUUUUCGCUUUGGAGUAUGGUGGAUAACCCUUGGGAUUGCAUCUUCAAUCGGUCUUGGGUCUGGUUUGCAUACUUUUGUUCUAUACUUGGGUCCCCAUAUUGCAUUCUUCACAAUCAAAGCCAUGCAGUGCGGCCGAGUUGACUUGAAAAGUGCUCCAUAUGAUACGAUUCAGUUAGAUAGAGGUCCUUCUUGGCUUGAUAAGGAUUGCUCGGAAUUUGGGCCGUCGUUGUUUCAGUCAGAAUAUGGUUCACAGAUUCCACUCAGCAUCAUUUUGAUUCAAGUUCAGUUGGAGGCUGUUUUAUGGGGCAUGGGAACAGCUAUCGGGGAGCUUCCUCCUUACUUUAUCUCCAGGGCAGCACGUCUGUCUGGGAGCAGAAUGGAUGCAAUGGAUGAGUUGGAUACUGAAGAUGAAGGAGUCAUCACAACCUACUUAAAUCGCAUCAAGCGUUGGUUCUUAUCACACUGUCAACAUUUAAAUUUUCUUACCAUUUUGGCACUUGCUUCGGUUCCAAAUCCUCUGUUUGACCUCGCUGGUAUCAUGUGUGGACAAUUUGGCAUUCCUUUUUGGAAAUUCUUUCUCGCAACUUUCAUUGGAAAGGCUCUUAUUAAAACUCACAUACAGACAAUAUUUAUCAUCUCAGUUUGCAAUAAUCAGCUUCUUAACUGGAUAGAAAACGAACUUAUCUGGGUUCUCGGUCAUAUACCCGGUUUUGCUUCUAUUUUACCUAAAGUGAUUGCUAAUCUCCAUGCCGUUAAAGAUAAGUAUCUGAAAGCACCUCAUUCAGUUUCCCCGGCUGUCAAGGGAACAAGAUGGGAUUUCUCGAUUACUUCGAUCUGGAACACAGUGGUGUGGCUUAUGCUUAUGAAUUUCUUUGUGAAGAUAGUGAAUUCAACUGCUCAGAGUUAUUUGAAGAAACAGCAGGAGAUAGAACUAGCUGCAUCAAACAUUUCUUCAUCAACAGAUUAG